AUGUCACAUUCUGGUGUGAUGUCAAAGCCUGACAACCCAACUUUUUUCGGCUGCCCAUCUGAGCGUCUUACGCUCUCUCGGUCUCUGAGACGGCUCUAUUGGCCUGACGUCAGCAGUAUAAUAUUCAUGUUCUCAUGGCAACAUUAUCUUUAUUACAACUUCUUCUCUUUCAAAGAUUUCGGUUUCAUCUACCGUGUUGCCUUGCGGCCAAAUUCUUCUAAUCCACUCCCUCUUACCCCUCCAUCCCGGCACCCCAGGCAGCCUUUCCUGCUCCUUUCUCGUUCGUUCGUCCUCAUCCUCUUUCGCUCUCUUUCGCCCACUUUCGCCUACUUUCGCCUUCCUUCCAUCUCCUAG
Molecule: messenger RNA, 354 nt
Organism: Protopolystoma xenopodis
Lineage: Eukaryota; Metazoa; Platyhelminthes; Monogenea; Polystomatidea; Polystomatidae
Source: the annotation of a GenBank genome assembly